Molecule: messenger RNA, 1944 nt
Organism: Hyalella azteca
Lineage: Eukaryota; Metazoa; Arthropoda; Malacostraca; Amphipoda; Hyalellidae
Product: keratin, type I cytoskeletal 9
Exons: 6
Coding region: 129-1208 (359 amino acids)
Source: RefSeq, a predicted model, not a curated record
GCAACCUUGCCGCAGGCUCAAAGCAUGGUUGUGAGUCGGCGUCGCUGAUCGAUCGCGUAGUGAAAUUGUCUCGGGCCUGCGUUUAAACUAAAAUAUUGCCAGUAACCGCAUCACACUAAUAAAGAAAAAUGUCAGACGACAAUAUUGAUGAUCAUCAAGACGAUUCAACUGGGGAGGGAGCUCCUAGAGGACGUGGUGGAUUCAGAGGCAGAGGAGGCUUCAGACCGCGGGGCAGCUUUGGUGCUGGGGGAUAUCGUGGUAUGGGUGUGAGCCGUGGUGGCUUCAGGGGAAGAGGAUUCAGGGGAAGUUCUGAAAGCUACAGAGGAACUUCAGAAAGUUACCGAGGUUUCCGUGGCAGUAGCAGGGGAUUCGACCGUGGCAGUAGUCGAGGAUAUGACCGUGGCAGUAGCAGGGGAUUUGAUCGCGGCAGUAGCAGGGGAUUUGACCGUGGCAGUAGUCGAGGUUAUGAUCGCGGCAGUAGUCGAGGAUUUGACCGCGGCAGUAGCCGAGGAUUUGACAGUGGCAGUAGCAGAGGAUUUGAACGCGGCAGUCACGAGCGUGGUGGCCGUGGCAGUGGAGGAAGUUUCGACAGAGGCUUCAGCAGCUACCGAGGCCAAGGUAUAUCUGAGCGAGGAGCUGCCGGAGGAGGGUUCAGAGGGCGUGGAGGGGACGCGCCCUACAGAGGACGUGGCACUGGAUCAUAUGAAUCAUCAGGCUUCAGGGGCAGGGGUGGUUAUGAAAGACCAUUCAGGAGCCGCGGAUCCUUUGAAGGAGGCUUCAGAGGACGCGGAGCUCCUCGUGGCCAGUCAUCAUACGAAGGUGGCAGCGGUGGCGGCUUUCAGAAACGGGGUUUCAGUGCGACUCGAGGCUCGUAUGGUGGACCUCCAGUCAAAAGAGCCAGAAUUGAAAGCGACUACUAUGCUAGCGAGGGCGGCGGUAGCAAUGGCGGUUACUCGUCCAGUGGCUACGAGGGUGGCUACAGCAGCAGCAGCAGGGGAGCAGACUACGCGCUGCCUGCCGCUCCCAGCGCUGGCGGCUACGACUCCUACAAGUCGGCAGGAUCCAGCUACAAUGGCUACAGUGGAAGCGGUGGUGGUGGUGGAGGCUACAGUAGCACUGGAGGUGGUGGAGCUGGUGGCUAUGGUGGUGGUGGUGGCUACGAACGUAGCUACAACAGCUCCAGCAGUUAUGGUGGUGGGGGAUAUUAGACUCCCCCUACCUGCCGACUCCACCACGGAACCUUGCUGUACUUGGACCGCCUGAAGCAUGAAUUGAGAGCUCCCACAAAUCCUUCUAGAAGCAAUGCUGAUAUGAAGCAUGGCACUGAAGAAAAUGUAAAUUAUGUAAUUAAGGCAAGGAUGAUGUGUAUGAAAUGCCCAAUUUUGUAUCGAUGACAAUUAGAAUUAAUGCCAUUAUUUUUACGACAAUUGAAGGACCUUCAGACUAUACUUGAAUAUUCCUCAUUAUUUGAUGUGGCCAAUUAUUGAGGUGUCGGUUAGACUUGAAAUUGUGCAUCAAAAAUUACGAGGUGAUAGGCUUAUGAAUAUCGAAUGUUUAAAGAAUGAUGAAUUAUCUGACCCUCAUCAAAUCUAACACUCGUAUCAUCUUUAGAGUUGAAUUUAAACUCUCUAAUGUAUCAGAUGGAGAGCGGCAAUGCCCAGGCUGAAGCGCUGUUGAAUUAUAUUCACCUGCGAGCAUACCUAAAAACUGAGUCCACUGGAGCCACAUAUGAGAGCUGAAUAAAACUUGGAUGGAAUUAGGAUUAUCUAAUUGAUGUCGGUCUAAUGUUUUUGUUGUCGACUAGUAUAGUUAGCAUGGGCAUUUAAGGCCCAUUUAUUCUCGUAGGUGAUAGUCACUGGCCCAAACGCUCCUCUAGCUUCAAUGUAACGAGAUUUAGUAAGCGUACUAUUGUAAGUACAAGAAAUAAAAUGUAAACAAAAUGAA